This is a messenger RNA of Rhagoletis zephyria (snowberry fruit fly), 1075 nucleotides long. RefSeq lists its product as uncharacterized. Lineage: Eukaryota; Metazoa; Arthropoda; Insecta; Diptera; Tephritidae. The record is from RefSeq and is a predicted model, not a curated record.
GUUUUUUUCUUAUAGACGCUGAGUGGUAAAAAUUUUGUAGAAUAAAAAGAAAAUUUGUGUUAAAACAAAAAACAAAAAAAAGAAACAAAAACUAAAUGAUUAACACAUAAAUGAGCAACUUACAAAUACAUACCUACUGAAAUAUAAGUAAAUGUUUAUAUGUACACUAACACAACGAAAAAUUGGCAUAAACAAAACGUUCUACGUGAAAUCGUAAUUAAAUUUUUGCGGUUAAUUUGAAGAUUUAUUUAAAAGGAAACAUCGCGUAAUUAAGAACAUUCAGUUGUGAACGAGCUGGCGCGCAGUCAAGUGUAUUGAAGAAAUAGAUAUUUGGCAUAUUUUUUUUUGGAAGAUUGUGAACUCAAGAAAACUGUUAUUUUAAAUAAAUUCACCCUGCAAAUAAAAGUGAAUCGAUCAGACCGCGAACAACAGCGAUCAGUAGUGUCAAGUGCAUUUAUUUUGGUGCAAUAAAGUGCUGCCCAAGAUACACAUCUGCUUUUAGUGCGAAUAAGCUGUAACUUUUAUUUCGAAAAUUUGUUUUGACACAAAACCCUCGUAGCAACAAAAGAAAGUAGCAUGUCCUGCAAAGUGUUUUCAUAUCUGCUGAGUGUUCUACUGAUCGCACAGAUACCCAUAAAUGGCAUCAGUGCCGGUACGGAUGACAACGAAAUCUACAAUUUGCCUGAAUACUAUUUGCUGCAAGGUGUCAAAGUCUAUCCCGGGGACCGUGAGUGCGCCAUGGUUGGUGGCUUAUGUGUGCACACCAGCGACUGUUUGGAACCGACUACGAAUCGCGGACUUUGCCCAUCGCACACACAUCGUGGCGUGGAGUGUUGUUACGAAUUGCCACUGAGGCCCGCACCGUGUGAAGAGCAUUUGGGCGCCUGCAUGGAUAGAUGUAAUGAGAACCUACAACGGCCGGGCAUCGAUUGUCCAGGCGGACAGGUUUGCUGUGUCUUAGUCUAAGCCUCUACAAAGAGUUGACGCUUCUUCUUUCGGACGUGUGCACAUACAUAUUAAUAAUAUUGAUAUAAUUAUAUAAAAGAGAGAUAUAACUUAGAUAUGUAUGUAUAUA